UCAAAUUCUUCUCCCUUCUCACAUCAUACACUGCUCCUCCCCAACCGCUUUCUCUCCUCUUUACUUAACUCCCUUCUUUGACGAUUUUUUCCCCUAAAAAGGAUCUCGCAUCCUUUUCUUCCUCGUAAUGCGUCGGAACUUAGCGGCGCUGGUGCUUUUCUGCGCCACGGCUGCUGUUUUUGCUAUUGUUGGUGCGGAUGACCCGUACAGGUUCUUCAACUGGAAUGUCACCUACGGAGACAUUUACCCACUUGGAGUUCGUCAGCAGGGGAUACUCAUCAAUGGCCAAUUUCCGGGUCCUGAUAUUCACUCUGUUACCAAUGAUAAUCUCAUCAUCAACGUGUUUAACAGCUUAGACGAACCUUUUCUCAUCUCCUGGGCUGGGAUUCAGCAGAGGAGGAAUUCAUUCGAGGAUGGUGUGUUUGGAACAACAUGCCCCAUUCCACCAGGGAAGAACUUCACAUAUAUUCUCCAAGUGAAGGAUCAAAUAGGAAGCUUUUAUUACUUCCCAUCUCUUGGAUUCCACAAGGCUGCCGGUGGGUUUGGUGGAAUCAGAAUCCUUAGCCGGCCACGGAUUCCAGUCCCCUUCCCGGAUCCUGCCGGUGAUUACACUGUUCUUAUUGGAGAUUGGUACAAGGCUAAUCACACGGAUUUGAAGGCUCAACUGGAUGGUGGCCAUAAGCUGCCUUUCCCUGAUGGAAUCCUCAUCAAUGGCCGCGGAUCUGGUGGUGCUUCCUUUAAUGUCGAACAAGGAAAGACAUACAGGCUUAGGAUAUGUAAUGUUGGGUUGCAAAAUUCCCUCAACUUCCGCAUUCAAAACCACAAGAUGCAGUUAGUUGAAGUAGAAGGAACACACACUCUCCAGACAACUUACUCCUCUCUUGAUGUUCACCUCGGUCAGUGUUCUUCUGUCUUAGUCACUGCCGAUCAGCCUGCAAAAGACUAUUACAUUGUGGCGUCCAGCCGCUUUACAGCCCCCCAGGUCCUCACCACCACUGCAGUCCUCCGUUACAGUAACUCUGCUGGUUCUGCUUCUGGCCCAUUACCAGGUGGACCCACCAUCCAAGUUGACUGGUCCUUGAACCAGGCCCGUUCUAUCAGGACUAACCUUACAGCUAGUGGACCAAGGCCUAACCCACAGGGGUCAUACCACUAUGGUAUGAUUAACACAACCAGAACCAUCAGGAUUGCAAAUUCUGCUGGUCAGGUAAAUGGCAAGCAAAGAUAUGCUGCCAACAGUGUCUCCUUUGUAGCCCCAGACACUCCUAUGAAGAUUGCGGACUACUUCAAGAUUUCAGGAGUGUUCCGCGUUGGAAGCAUUUCCGACAAUCCUACUGGUGGAGGGAUAUACCUUGACACAUCAGUCAUGCAAGCUGACUACAGAGCAUUCAUUGAAAUCGUGUUUCAGAAUGAUGAGGACAUUAUCCAGAGCUGGCACCUUGAUGGUUAUGCUUUCUUUGUUGUUGGCAUGGAUGGAGGGCAAUGGACGCCAGCUAGUAGGAACGAGUACAACCUACGAGAUGCUGUUUUCCGGUGCACCACUCAGGUAUACCCGAACUCAUGGACUGCCAUAUAUAUGGCACUAGACAAUGUAGGAAUGUGGAACAUUAGGUCCGAGCACUGGGCUAGGCAAUACCUCGGACAACAAUUUUAUUUGCGUGUGUACACAGCAUCAACAUCACUCAGGGAUGAAUAUCCGAUCCCCAAGAACGCCAUUCUCUGUGGCAGAGCAAGCGGCAGAAGCACCAGACCUCUCUAAACAAACUUGGAAUAAACCAUCCGCUGUUGGGUAGGAAAAUCCUAUUUAGCUUAAGUGGAUGAAGAGGAUAGUUUUUCUUGCACUCUUAUCUAUUUCGCACAUUAAUGGUGCCUGUGGUUGCAGAGCAAUGUAUCGGUAGAACUUUGAAUGACCUCAGCUCGAGGUCACAUUCUUUAUUCACUUUAAAUUGUAUUACCAUUGUCAUUUUUCAAGUUUCCACACUGCUAAUUAUUUAUAUAAUGUCAGGAUUGUCCUGUUUGUUUAGUCUUUGUAAUACAUAUGGGUAAUGUAAUGAAGGGUUGCUUGCAGA
This is a messenger RNA of Rubroshorea leprosula, 2069 nucleotides long. The record is from the annotation of a GenBank genome assembly. NCBI's taxonomy places the organism in Eukaryota, Viridiplantae, Streptophyta, Magnoliopsida, Malvales, Dipterocarpaceae.